AUGAUACGGAAACCUAUACGUACAUAUCAAAAGAAAAAUACUGCAAAUUCGUUAAAAAAAUUUAAUGACUUUGUUAAACUAGAUUUAACAUCAAAAACUGAUAACAUUAUUAAAAAACAACAUGAAAUUGAUCAUUUUAAGGGAAAUAAAGAUAGUGAAGGCUCAUUGGAUUAUGAUCCUUUUGAAACAACAUUUGAUAGAAUUGCUAAGGAUGCAGUAGUACCAGCAAUACCACCUGAUUGUAUUAACAAUGACUCGUGGAGUGGUAGUAGUUCUGAUAUGAAUAGUGAAGAAGAAAAUCGUCAAUCUUUAUUUCAUAUUUCAUUUAGUAAUCCUAUUUUUGAUGUUAGUCCAAAUGUGAAACGGAAAAAAAAUGUAAAAACGCAAUCGUAUCAAAAAAAAGUUCAACCCAAGAAUAAAAAAACAUCCGUUAAAGGAACUUUAAAUAAUUCACAGCAUAGCAAAAAUAUAAGAAAAGUUAAGAAAACAAAUCAGACUAAGACUUACAAGACUAAGAAGUCGGAUAUUCUUAAUACUGAUGUUAAUAAUCAGACUAAUAAUGAGAACAUUGUUAACAAUAAUGUUGCCUCUUACAACAGUAAUCAAAAAGAUGAUAUUGAUUUGUGCAAUAAACCACUUAGUCCUUUAAGAGAGAUUACUGAUAAUAUAAAUAAGGAUUCUACAAUAAAUCCAACAAGUAGUACACCUAUUAAUAUACAUAAUAGAAAAAAUGCAUAUUCUCUUUGCUAUUCACCAAUUAAUAUUGAGUCUUUAACAAAAAAUAUUAAUCAUAGCGAUGAAGAUAAAACAGUUUCUAUAUCUCAUAUUUCUACAUCAUUUGAUCCAUUACAGCCAAACAAUUUGCAUGUAUUAAAUCAGACAAAUACAAAUACUUUCAUCAAUGUUGAAUCAGAUACAAAGGAUAAGAUUUCAUAUAUGGAAGACAAAGAAACAUCAACAUCAAAUGAUAAUUUUUCAACUAAUGAUGGUAUUAAAAUUGAUGAACAAGAAAAAGAAAUAUUAAAUUUAGUAAAUUCUAAACAAAAUUUAAAUUUUAUCAAUAAUAGAGAAGCAUAUGCUACAACAUUUAUAGAUGAUAGCAUUGAUAUUGCAUUAAGACAAAAGAAUGAUGAAACACAGCAGGAAAAUAAACCAUUAUUGAAUCAUAUCAAUUUUUCCACAGAAACACAUAGUAGGUCACUUUCUUUAUUUGAUGAUUAUGAAAAUAAAUUACAUACUUCGGAAGAUGACAACAGAAUGAGUGCUAUAACAAAAAAAUCAUUUAUAAAUACGAAUGUAUGUGAAAGUAAUGCUAAUACUGAAUUAAAGUAUGAAUCUAUUACUUUAGAUAAGGAUAAUACCGAAGAAAUAAUUACAUCAGAAGUAUUAAAGGAAAAAGAGCUACCACCUAUAACAAUUACAAAGCAACAAUUACAACCCAUUAUGGAAUAUAUUAAGAAUGAAGAUGAAGAUAUGGAAGAAAUAAGUUCUAACAAAUUAAUGAAUGAAAAUCAUAUAUUCACUCAAUUGAAAAAUUCCGUACAAAUUACUAAAAGAAGACAACAACAUGAAAGAAAAGAAAAAUACAAACUAAAUGAUAUUUAUGAAGAUGGAAUUGAUAUUAAUCGAUGUUCACAAAGUAAAAUGAAAACAUUUAAUGAGAAAUUAAAUGAAGAUAUUUUGAGUGAAAAUACUAUAAAAGACUCAGCUAAUAAUUCUGUAAAUAUUACUACACAUUGUGAUGAACGAAAUUCAUUAAUCAACAAAGAAAUACCUGCUUUAUCACAAAAGUCUAUAUUUUUAAAACCAGGAAAAUCUUGGGCACGUUCUUUAUCCAUUUUAUGUAACUUUCAAAAUGGAUUAAAUUUAAAUAGAAUAUCUAUUCAAAAAGGUAAAAGAUGGAGACAUAGUGUCAAGGAUAUAUUAGAUAUGCAGAAAAAGGACUUUUAUUCAAAAUAUUCAGAAGUAGAUGAAUAUUUGGAUAAAUCUCAAUUGACUGAUAUAUGUGAUACAAAUCAGUCUGGCAAUUCACAAAGAUUUCCUAAAAGAACUUCUAUUCGUGUCGUGCGUGAUAGUAGAAUUAUCAAAAAUGCUAGCGAUACUUCAUUUCUUGAAGUAUUUGGAAUUGAAACUAACAUAAAAAAUAGACUUACAUUACCGAAAAAUAAUCGUGACACUGAAUACAGUACUCAAACUAAUCACGUGGAAAGUAAUUUUGUUGAAAUUCCUUUAUCAAAAACAGCAAAAGAUGUUAUUUUACAAAAAUGUUCUCAACAAAAUUAUCUACCAUUUACAGAAAUGUUUUCAACAUCGUAUUUGAAAUUUUGUCAAAAAAUAGGAGAAGGUGUCUACGGAGAAGUAUUUCUUCAUGAAAAGGAUGGACAAAAAUCUGUUUUAAAGAUUAUACCUAUAGAAGGUGAUCAAUUAGUUAAUGGUGAAUCACAAAAGAAAUUUAAUGAAAUACUCUCAGAAAUCGUUAUUGCAAAAGAGUUACAUAAUUUAAGAUUCAAUAAAAGGCACAGCACAAAUGGAUUUGUCGAAGUGAAAAAUAUUAAAUGCAUUCAAGGAAAGUAUCCUGAAGAAAUGAUAGACUUAUGGAAGUAUUAUGAUGAAAAAAAAAGAUCUGAAAAUGAUUGUCCAUCAAUAUUUGAUGAAAAGCAACUUUACAUUUGUUUUGAACUUGGUCAUGGUGGUGAGAAUCUUGAAUCUUUCGUAUUUGAAACAGCUGAAGAAACACAUACAUUGUUUAUACAGACUACAUUAGCAUUAGCGAUUGCUGAAAGAUCACUUAAAUUUGAACAUAGAGACUUGCAUUGGGGGAAUGUGCUAAUUUCUCGAACGGAUGAACAAUACAUAAACUAUACACUCGAUAAUAAAGAUAUUUUAGUUCCAAGUAAUGGUAUAAAAGUAUGUAUUAUAGAUUUUACUCUUUCAAGAAUGUCUUAUGAAGGGUGUUGCAUAUUCAAUGAUUUAGCAUCAGAUCCUGCUUUAUUUACCGCUCAAGGUGAAUAUCAAUUUGAUAUUUAUCGUCUUAUGAGAGAUAAAGUAUUUAAUAAUUGGCAAGAAUUUGAGCCAUAUACAAAUGUUUUAUGGUUACAUUACGUCUUAGAUAAAAUGAUAACAAUGGUAAGAUAUAAAAAGAAAAAUCUAAAAAAGCACAAAAAUUCUAUAAUUCAACUUAAGAAUCUAAAAGAAAUAAUAUUAUCCUAUUCAAGUGCUUUUGAUCUUGUAAAAAAUUGUACAAAAAUAUCAAAUUUUUUAAUGAAACGAUAAUGCCUUCAAAAACUUAGUAGUUCUCGUAUGGUUGCAAAAGUUAAGCAACAAUUGGUACAGUUAAUACUUGGAUAAUUGAUAUAACAAAAUGAUAAAAAGUGUGGAAAAGUGUGGUUUAAAAUAGCACAUUAGCAACAUUAAUGUAAAAUAUACCAAUUAUGUCUAUUGUAAAAAAUUUUUUUAACGGUAGUAUAU
Messenger RNA from Polistes dominula (European paper wasp), 3468 nucleotides. It is a transcript of the gene Haspin, whose product is annotated as haspin. Gene Ontology annotation, cellular component: nucleus; cytoplasm. The record is from RefSeq and is a predicted model, not a curated record. Gene Ontology annotation, biological process: protein phosphorylation; mitotic cell cycle; intracellular signal transduction. Gene Ontology annotation, molecular function: histone H3T3 kinase activity; ATP binding. NCBI's taxonomy places the organism in Eukaryota, Metazoa, Arthropoda, Insecta, Hymenoptera, Vespidae.